CGCGUCGUGCAUCUUGGCCGAUGUUGAGCUGAAAACAAGGAGCGCACGUUUAUUCUAUGCGCACGUCUUUUGUUGUGCGAAGUCUUGUAGUUUCAGUUGCGUUGUAUUUCUGUGCUUAUCUCCGUCCCGCGGAGGUACCUUGCUCGGCGCCGAGACAAUGGUCAACGACGUAGCCUUGUUUGUGUUUUCGCUCUUCGACACGGGAGCUCUGCUAUUCCUUACCGUUUACGUCGUGAUUACACUUUCCGAUUUAGAAUGCGACUACCUCAACGCUCAGCAAUGCUGUUCCAAGCUGAAUGGGUGGGUCCUACCAGAGGUGAUCGCGCAGGCCAUUCUGACCGUUCUGCUGUUUUUCGUCAACUUCCAUUGGAUUUUGUUUGCACUCAAUGUCCCCAUGGUCGUGUGGCAGGUUUACAAGUACCUCUCGGUACCUGACUGCAACUUCGGCGUGUAUGACCCAACGGAGAUCCACAACCGGGGCAACCUCAAGCGGCAUCUGCGAGACUCCAUGAUCCGUCUGGCCUUCUACCUCAUCUUCUUUUUCAUCUACCUCUACUGUAUGAUCAUCGCCUUGCUGACGUCAAAUCCCGACACAAGGCGGGAGACCUACUAGGAGGUGUGAACCAGAUUUCUUCUCCUUUUCAGUAUCUCCCAAAUACAAAUGGAGCGUCUGUCCCGCGGACCGCGUCAAAGAAGCUCCCAUUUCAAGAGCCAGAGUCAAGGAGAUCUCGCCAUAAGCCUGUUUGUGGUUUGUGCACCUGCGCAAGAGGAGGUUGGCGGCCACUGCCAGGCUGAAGGAAGUCAACGGAACUGGUCAUUUCAACAGUCUGCAAUACUCUCAUAUUGUUUUCAUGCCAAAUUGCAGCUCUUUUUUUUUCUCUCUCUCUCAUCGUUUUACUAGGUUUGCGGCCCUCUUCAUUUCAAACCAUGCCUGCCCCGUGCCAUCGGAAACGCCUCACAAGGCUUCAAUGUGGCAGCUCGUGUGCCCUGGUUCUAGAGCUUGAUACUUCAGUGAAAUGGCAUGUUCCUUCCUUUGAUACCUCUGAAGUGAAGACACUUUUCAGCUGUCAUGGCAAUUCGGGAGUGUUGGCCUGCCAUUACUGAGACGUAGUCUCAUAGUACAUGGGUAAGAAUAAAGAAUAGUCGAAACAGUGCGCCAUUUCUCGGCUAUUCUUUGUCAUUCCCCAUGUGAUCGCGCUGCGAGAGAGAGAGAAAUCGUUUAUUUCAACCAUGGAGGUCAUUGCUCUUGAGGUUGAGUGUGUGGUGUCCUCAUUCCAGCACACCACUGCCCGUGGCUGCUCGACAAACUUGCUGAACGAGCGCUUCUUGGCCCACCAGGGUAUCGCUCAAAUGAUGAGCUAGGCGUCUUCAAGUGUUGGGGUUUGCCCCCGCACCCUCAGGAGAUGUGGAAGAGAACAUGGCGUGUGUCGCCGCACCAGGGCAGAUGCUGCGAUAUGUUAGUGGGUACAUUUCGCGCUAUGAACAUACUCUUAGCCGUCACUUGUUCGUUGCGAUAACCCUGCACCCGAGUACAGGUUGAUAUAGCAGCUUUGGUUAUUGAAUCUGUACCUUUGUAACCAUAGCACUGUUCAGAGGAGCAAAAAUGCCCUUUGCGACUAAUUCUGGCUUCCAUUGGGCUAUUGAUUUCUCGACUGUAUGCUGAAAUUCGAUGUAUAUUUCGAGUAAAUGGCAUGCUGUUUUAGCCUGGUAUCAUCAAUAUGCAUGUACCGUGCAUUUGUAGUCCAAGUUUGUUUACCGCUAGCACUUUUUACUGCAGUGUAUGUCUGUUCACUUCUUAGGCUACACAUGCGUGAAUUUGUUGCCAAACGUGCAUCAGCUAUAGAAACCAAACAGAGAUUCAGUGAUAUUGUGUUGCAUCAGCCCUCAGUAGUCUGGUUGUCUCUCUUCUUAUUAGUGUUUCUCGACUUGCCUUGUUUCAGCGCAGUGCAAAUCAGCACAUAUUUUCGGUGAUAUUUUAUUAUAUGCACUGUCAGUGAUGUGAUUUAUUCUCUGGGCACAACUUUUCUUCUCUCGUGCCUGCUCAUUUUCAAACUGCAUUGUAAACGGUUGUCCCUCAAUGUCUUUUUGGUGUGCUGUGCCGUUGUCUACUCAGACAUAUGCUUUCCCAAGAGAUGAAUUAUGGUAAUUGCUCUGGAUACUGCUUAACAUGGUUUUUUUCUCGUUGAGAUUGCUUACAGCUACUGGCAGUUAACCCUGAGGAAUAUGGUACUGGCCCCGACUACUGCUUAAUGUGGUUAUUCUCUAGUUCAGAUUGCUAGCAGUUACAGGCAGCUAACUCUGAGAAUACCAAAUGUCACGAAUAACUAGUCUGAGCAAGCUUGCCGCAUGUUCACACAAACUACAAGGUAUAAAAUGCAGCAUUUUUUUCUUUAUUCUUUUUAAAACUCUACAGGCAUUCCUUUAGACCACGUCAGUUCUAAUGCACCACAGCUCUGUUCCUAGCUUGUGAAAAUGUAAGGAAGUAGAAGCUUGGGAUGCACAUUUCAAAUAAUGGAAAGUUAAGACUGUGAAGUGGUUUACUUUUCAGUGUGCUUUGUAUCGAUGAAGUGAGUGAGUUGUGACUGCAAGCAGCCAUGAGUGUCAAGCGUUCCUUCUGAUGAGAGUUUACUUUGGGUGACAUGUUUGAGCAUUAUCUGUUUGUAGGUCUUGCCGCCAGUGAGUGAACUAGCAUUGAACUUGAACCAGCCAGUAGCAUUUCUGGGGGUUUUGUCCUUCUUUAUUACUAGAGGUGUGCCUCAAGGAUGUGCAUUUUUGCGAGUGUUUUAGUGUUAGGUAUGCCAGCUUUUGUGGUAGUGUGUUGAAAUGAAGAAAGAAAAAUGUAAGUGGUGACUGGUACAAAUUUUGGUUAGUGCGUGCCUGAUUUGUCAAUUUUUGAGCAUGAAGCCAGCUGCAGUUUCCCAUACUUCUUAGCGCUUAUACUUCUUGGGCACAGUCGCAGGCACACUUCUUGUAUGCUGUGAGCAUCGUUAGGACUACUGCACCUUCUACCGAAUAUUGUGUUGAUAAAGGGAGUCUGGCGUAAGCGCUUCUGGCUGAACCAUUAACUGGUAUGCACUGCUAUUUGUAUCGGAGGCAACAUUCCUCAGUGCAUUUUCUUAACACCAUGCACUAGUACUGGCUUGUUUCACCCGGAAGAAACUGGAAUUGUAUGUCUGCACUGACGUUAACUCAAAAUGUAGAUUUCCUCAACAGUGGGUAGUGGCGCCAUCUGUCACUGUUGUGGUGAAACACGGUGCCAGCUGGAUUUUGCUGUUGCAGUAUAACAAGCUACGCCAUGUUUCCUUUCUAACCGGAAAAAAAUCUGAUUUUCAUUGAACAACACCAUAGAUGAUGUGAAUUCUCAUUUCUCCUCAACAAAUGGGCAAGUGUCGAAUUUAAACAAAAUAAACUGUGAACUUUCACAUCAGAGUAAACUUUGAGUUUGGCCUAGCUGGCGCUAUAGCCAGAACCAGUUACACCUGGCUUCCUUACCUAAACAUAGAUUUGGAAUGUCAACUACAAUGCAGUGGAUAAAGAUGUUUGUGCAGACGGGAUCAGUAACCAGCUAUAUUAGAGGCCCUGGUUUCGAGCUGGGUUGCAUUGAAUAAAAUGUGUGCUGUAUGUACAUUGAAGUGUGACAUUUUGUACAACUUUUAUGUAUACAGUUUGUAUGUGCUAUGGUUCAUACUAGUUGUACUCUCCGCUCAGCUCAUGUAACGCUUCCUGCUAGUCCUAGCAUGACGGUUCUGCUGUGCUUGUAUGUCGUGUGAAUCAAGCGUACAGUGAACACUUGCUGAAAUUCAGGCCAUGCUUGUACUGUGGCAGUUCGGCUGCUAGCAACAAUGUCGAGUAGUUAUGUGCAGUGAAAACUUGGUUGCACUCACUUAUGCUUUGUUUCUUACGAGCUGACAUUCAUCUGGAUCAGCUUUGUCUCCACUUGACAUUUGGGCUGCUCGAUUUCUAUGAUCAUUGUUAGAGCAUUAAUCAGUUCAGGCAGGUUUUGGUCGCUAUUUCAAUACAUCUUGCAUGGUUCAAUUCUUGCAUGUAUGUAGAUGAACCCUUAUUCUAUCGAUUCAGCGUUCUUUUACUGUCAUUCUUUGGCCAGAUGUCACCUUGACAUGCUCGUACAUGCAGCGUCUGCUAUGUGGUUAUUUGUUUUUGGUUACUGCUGCCUCUGUACUACUUAUUAGUUACUUAUUUUCAGACCGCAGUCUGUGGAGUUAGAUAUUGGUGCUUGUCUGGUGUUGUGCUCAUUUCUUCGGUCAUGCCCACUGCAGGCAUUUUUGCACUGUUGUGAAAUUUACAUGUGAUGGUGUUCAUUAUUGGUUUCUCUAGGGUGUGGCAUUAUUAAUUUGUUCCUGCCCGAUUGGUUCGUAUUUUGUGGCAUUUCCUCCUUUCUUUCGGACUUAUUCUUAUAUUAGCUGCACCGAGCAGGUGAUGAUGACAUUACGGUGGCACACAAGCCUAUGCAGAAGGGCUAAAAGUGGUGAAACAAAAAGGAAUUGCAAUAUGUCAGCCCUUUUUUUUUUUGUCUAUACUGCUCUCAGCCAAAAUUGCAGUCUGCUGUAGCUGUGUGGCGGUCUCUGGGGUGGUUGCGUGGCAGGUUGCUUUCUCGGUCUAUGUGGUACUUCAUGCUUCCAUAGCUAUGCUGGUAAAGCUGUGCCUUUCAAGUGAUGGUGUGGCAGUGGCAUAUUGGUCACAUUUCAUUUUGAAAGCUGCACGGAAUUGUGCCUGGUUGCAAUGCACUGUUCGUGUUGCACCUGCUGCUGCGCUAGUGUUGGUGCCCACAUGCCAGCAUUUAACUUUUGGCACCAGCUUUUAUCCCAUUUUGCAUAUUGCGGUGGGAACAUGACCUUGUUGGGCAAUUUGUGCAACUACUCGGAUAUUCAAAGGAUGUAGCGUUGGGAGCCCACGUCAGUGCGGGCUCCCGAUGUAGAGCAUUGAUAUGAAGAAGCGAAAUAUGCACAAUAUGCACCGUGGCUCAAUAAAAGAGGAAUGGUUGGUCACGAAUGUGCGUGUGUGCAUGCAUGUGGUGAUGAUGGUAGUCAGGCAUGACUUUGAAAUUAUUUCUCUCUCUCUUUUUUUUCAUUGAUGUGUACGGUCACAUCCAGCGUCUAGGUUAGGGGAACCUGGAGCCACAAUUUUUUCGUCCUCCUCUAUAACAUGUACCUGCCUGAGCUGCUUAACAUUAAUGGAAAUGAGUGAUUGAAAUGUAGUGGUCAUAUAUCUUCCCUCUCAUGUUUACAAUGGUAUCCAAAACACGUGUUCAGUAGUCAGUGAACAGUUUGCUACUGGAGAUAAAAAGGUCGAUUCAUGGUGACGAGCACCUACUAAAAUAAUGUUGAUGCAUAACUGUUGGUUCAACAUAAGAUUCGCGCUGCUCUUAAAUGGCAUCUUUCUAUUGGUAACGGCGAGUUUCAAGAUAAGUUGUGAUAGAGCUCAAGGACCAUGGGACAAACUGGCGAUGGACAAAAAGCGUGAAAUAAAAUGCAGACUUGGAGAAGAAAUGGACUUGACACACUGUCAUGUGGAUAUUUGUAAACCUGAAAAAAAAAAAAUGCUUCACCCAUGGCCAUGUUUUUCUUAGAUGGGCAAUUAACUUGACUGAAGCUUGACUGGCUCACUCUGUGUGAAUACAUUGGUUGCUGCUGUGAUUUAGUGUGUGCUUUAAAUGUUCUUCGUUCACCUGCUUUGUGUCAAACCUGGCAGGACUUCAGGUCGCGACUUUCCAGCCUUUUGCUUGUAUGUCUACAUGUACAAGAUGGCUCCCCCUGUACAUUCAGUGUUUCCCAGUGUUGUUUGUGUGCAGAUGGUUUUGUAGGGCUGCUCAAUGGUGAAUGUGUUUUACUGUGAAUAAACUAGUUUCUUUUUUACUA
Dermacentor albipictus is the source of this 5876-nucleotide messenger RNA. It is a transcript of the gene cnir, whose product is annotated as cornichon-like protein. Gene Ontology annotation, biological process: endoplasmic reticulum to Golgi vesicle-mediated transport. The record is from RefSeq and is a predicted model, not a curated record. NCBI's taxonomy places the organism in Eukaryota, Metazoa, Arthropoda, Arachnida, Ixodida, Ixodidae. Gene Ontology annotation, cellular component: COPII-coated ER to Golgi transport vesicle; endoplasmic reticulum membrane.